GGAGGAGCGUGUGUUGCAAUGCCCUUCUGAUUGCACCUUGUUGAAGGUGGAGAAAUGCGUAUGGCGAGAAAUAAAGUUUGUAUAAGCAGAGUUUGGACAGCUUUUGCAAGCAGAAGGAAACAUAGAAGCGUAGAAUUAGGUAGCUCGGCUAGAAUCAAGGCUGUUCCAGCUUCAAUAAAACCGUAAAGUAAAGGAUUAUGGUUGUCACGACGUAAUCUUCAUGAACACUGAACAGAUAAAUGUCCUCUUUCAACGUCAAGAUUUUGACUUAGACAUGGAGUUGCUGAAUCCUGCAAAGAUUCGCGGCCUUGGAGUAAAGACUGUUUCUAUAAUUGGCACUGAAAAAGCUCGAGAUCAUGCUGUUUACAAAAUAAAAGUCACAUUUGGAGAAUGCAGCUGGAUUGUAAGGAAGAGAUAUAGAGAUUUUUAUGCACUCCAUGAAGAGCUGGUUGUCUCUCAUGGACUUCCAUGGGAUUUGCUCCCACCAAAGAAAUUCAUUGGCAACCUCAAUGCUGAGCACAUUGAAAAAAGAAGGCUUGCUUUGGAUAAAUACUUGCAAAAUAUCUUGGGGGUUUUGUUUGAAAUGCCCACUGAGGUGGUAGAAUUCUUGGAAUUUGACAGAUUUGAUGUCAACUCUGUUUGUCACAAGCUUGCAAAAGAUUUGUAUGAGAUUGGGGAUGGCAUUAUUGAUAAUGAUGAAGUUUUCACAAUUUCACCUUUACAAAUUCAUUGCAUCAAUAGAAGGCUGCUUUUACCAUUACCUACAUGUGAUUCAGAUGAUCCGAAGGAGGAUAUUGGUCAUCUUUAUUCCUUUGUUAGCCAAGCAAAACACAUAAAGGUUCAAGGCGCAAGCAAAGACAAUACAUUUUUCUCAGAGGGAGACCUCACAUUUGACGUUUCGAUCUUUAAGUCAUUGGAAACCUUGACACUUUGCGGCUGUGAUCUGGAAUUAUUGAAUGGUUUGGAAGUGCUACAACAUCAGCUAUGGGAGCUGAAUGUUGCCAGAUCACUCAAUUUUAUAAAGGAUAUACUGAUAACAGCAAACAGUUGGAGUUGUGGUGUUUUGACAAAAGUAGACCAGGAGGGCGAGCAGCAGUUUUCAUCGGAGUUGCCAUCUUGGAACAAGAUUGUGCUAGCUGCAUUCACCAACAACCAGCUCACAUCAAUAGAUAACACGAUUACACUGCUGCCUAAUAUUCGGAAGCUUGAUCUGAGCCACAAUCUGCUAACAGAUGUGCAGUUUCUUGAGAGCUUUCUAUACCUUCGAGAUUUGGAUUUGUCCUAUAAUGAAAUCACUGAUGUUGAGGAUUUCCCUUACAAACUUGGUGCCAUAUCGGUCCUGAAUUUGGCUGGCAAUCGAUUACGUGACGUCAAAGGACUGGAAAAAAUGUACUCUUUGAAAAGCCUGAAAAUUUCGGACAAUAUAAUUGAAAAGCUAGCCAACGUACUUCCGCUUGGCAAUCUACCCUUGCUCGAAAAUAUUGACAUCCACGGAAACCCUUGCACUGUAGAGCAGUUCUACAACGUGCGUCUUAUUGCCCAGUUUGGAGAUCGUUAUGAGCAAGUGACAGUUGAUGGCAUUCCAACAUGCAAAACCGAUCUGACGAAAGCUCGCGAAAUCAUUGAGCUGCAGAACAGUUACGAGCUCAUUACUGGCCCUGAGAAUUAUUACAGACCUUGCAUCACAGCCUCGUCUAGGGCCGCAGACCCAGUCCAGCCUCUCACUCCUCCGCGAUCGCCAAGACACAAGGGUUCCAAGAAACAUCAUAUUGCUGAAAUCAAGGAGGCUGCUUCUAAUCAAAGAAAGUCAGAUCUGCUGUCUUCCACUGAAAAAGAAGAAGUAAAGUUUCGUGAACAGGUCGAGAAGCUGAAAGCAAAAGCUGGCGAAUCGUGGCUUUCUUUCUAUAACGAGUUGCAAAUAGAGGAGACAGAACAAAGGACAAAGAAGGAGGCUACACCUUCACAGCGGAAAAUACCAGAGCAAAAGGCUGAGGUAAAGUUUAAUUCAACCAAACCUGAUGACCAGAAUUCUAAGCCGGUCAAUAAAGUAAAGCCUUUGCAGUUGCAAUCAAACAAUGAUGUGCCAGAUUCAUCGGACGAACGAUCUUCCUUCCGAAAGGUUGUGUAUGACGUCAUACGGGAAGAAAAGUACGAAGAGAAGCUUCCAGGAGCUGUCAUCAACGCCCUGGAGGAUAUGCUCGAUCAAAACAUUGAUUUGGUCAAUGAAACCUUUCUGGUUUUUUAUGAAGAUAAAAUUUCUGGCGAGGAUGAAGAGCAUAUUGUUACCUUUGAUGCUGACAAAAAGUGUUUGAUGGAAAUUGAUUUAUUGUCUGGAAGGCAAACUGGACAGUAUCAUGUAGAUGAGAUUCGAAACAUCCGUGUGGAAAAGAAAAGUGGGAAAUUCCUACUGUAUUUCGACGAAAAAGAUGAGCAUAGUUUAGAAAAGGGUCUUUGGUUGGAGAAGGAGCUCAAAUUUAAAGAUGUUAAAGACUGUGCCGGGCUGUUUGCUCUUCUGAUUGGAUACACUGAAGACAAUGGUAGCAAAAACACGUCAACUGAUGAAACACACGAAGACACCAAGCCGGAGCAUGUUGUAUCCCCAAUGGACAAUCCAUUUCUUCUUAGAAAUGAAGUUCUGCUCGGGUUUUUCCAGGAAUUCGUGCAGAAAACAAUGUCUGUGAGAAGAGAUACAGAACCUAGAGAGCGCGCGAUUGAAAAGACUGACAGCUUUAGUUCAAUGGCGUAUCAAAAUAUUGGAAUCGGCGCCCCUUUCUUAAAGCAUUCGGUACCAAGUGACACAAACCAAGAUGUAGUUUUGAUUCUUUGGGUUGGCUGUUUACCUUACAUUUUCCCAGAAGAAGAACUGCCAACGUGCCUCAUCAUGACUAAUGUUAAUAUCUUCCUGUUCCGUGUGUUUCUUCCGGAAGAUACUUCGCUAAGUGCUCUUCCGAAAACGGUUAAAGAGAUGAAGGAAAUCUUCCACUGCUUUUACAGUUUUUCUCUUAAGUCAAUCAAAGAGAUAGUUGUCGGCCUGUACGACCAAGCCUUUCGCAUUGAGGUGAACAACGAAGGAUCAAGGGGUACAUUCACGUUUCUCACACGCCAUGCAUCGAAAACAGCGCAAUUUCUCGAGGCAUAUUGCUCAGUGAUUGGACUGGGCGAGGAGAAGAGCUCGCUUGACAUGAGACGUAGGACAUCAUUCGUCUCCGGUGAUAUGACAUCUUGUAUUUCCUAUCCUGAUGAGAGUAAGAUUGACGCGCUCAAAACGCAGCUUACCACGCAAGGCUUUUCUCCAAUAGAAGAUCGCGAGAAUCUAAUAUCGUACUGCAUUGUUUACGUGUUUGAAGAUGCCAAAGAUCAAGAGGAGUUUCUCUACGCCACUGACAUCCCUGUGUCCAGCAUCAAAAGCCUUAUUCUAACCAAUCUGCGGCUGUUUAUGUGUGAUGAAGACUACGUUCAUUGGCCUCCGCCAUCUUUCGUGAGAAGCCUGCCAACUACCCCAGAGUGGGUUGUCGAUGAAGAAGAACCGGUUGCAGAAUUGAUUGGUGUUGACUUAUGGCAAAGUAACGAUCGGAAAUAUAUGCUCGCAGGGAAUUAUGGGAUGACCCUGACAUUCGAUGAUUCCGUUACUGAAUAUACAGAAAGUCUCAGCAAGGAGGAUGCGACGACUUUAUGGCAAGUAAUUUUUGGGUCAUUAUCAGAACGUGAUCAGUUCGUGCGUUCAUUGUCCUGUUUAUGGAAGAAUCAGUUUGAUCAGAACCUAUCCGUCACUCACUCUAAAUUACUUUUAAAACCAGUGUUAAAUCUUGAUGUUGUGUCCGAGGCCGGUUCGUUAGGAAACGGCAAAAAGGGUCAUACCAGAGUACCAUCCGGGAAUCUUUCGAUCCCCGUCACAAAGCCAAUCGAAUACCCAGACAUGCUUAUGGCCUUGAAUCCAGUAAGGCAAAGAAGUUACUUUAAGGACCACAUUGCACAGUUUGAAGACGAGGCUACUAAAGGAAUUCAAUUCAUUAUGUGCAGCGGAUGCAUCUCAUAUCUUCACCCUGAGAAGGAGUUCACCGUUGUCAUCAUAAUAAGCUGUUCGAAUAUCUACCUGAUUUCUUCAGAAGAAGACCAUGCUCUUAUCAGUGCGAAGAAAUCAAUAUUGGACGGAUCCGGGGGAGUCCCUUUGUGGCUUGUGAGUAUCGACUUUAAACGGCUGCAGCAAGUUGUAGUAGGGAUUUUUGACCAGUUGAUUCGGCUAGAAGGCGGCACGCCAGAUACUACAUUCACGUUGACAACUCGAGACUACGAUAAAACAAAUGGUUUUAUGAAGAGUUUGAGUGAAGCACUGCUAUCAGGGAAACCGGAAGAUCAUCUGCGAGCUAAUCGCACAGAAACUGUUCAGAACCAAAUUUAUAAGCUGUAUAAGAAGGAAGAUGAAGAAUCUGGGGCGAUUGCAGCUGCAAGCGAAUUUAUACACCCCAACAGCGAAGUAAAGAUCGUAUACCCAAGCGAUGAGAGUCUGGAAAAAUUGAAAGAAAACAUUUAUGAUUUUAUAAGUUUUUCCUGUGAAUGGCAUUCUGAUCGAAAUUUUGGUAUCUUAUUAUACCUGCUGGUCUCCGCAGAAACUGAAGAAACGGUACUGCCUUGCACAUUCAUUAUCAGUGAAAAUUUCGUUUGCUUGCUCAAAGAAGAUUACGUCAAUUAUCCAUUACCUAUGUUUGCGAAGGAGCUUCCGCAGACGCCGCAGUACAGACCUGCUGAUAUUCGCCUCAUUGCUGCGAUUAUACGUAUUGAGUUCCAGGAUCUGGUGAAUGGCACUUUCUCAAUCGUGUUCAACAGAGCUGGUGUAGAGCCAUCUUGUUAUGAUCAGAGGUUCAAAACAUCGAGUGUGGAGCAAGACUUUAGCCUCGUGACGGAUCUCAAUACAGAUGAGCGAUUCCAGGAAGAACAAGGUCUGCUGGUGUGGAACCUGCAAACACAGUCGUUUAAUGAACGAGAGAAAAUUUUCAAUCUCUUGUCUAAAAUGUGGACAAGCUUCUAUUCGGGCAAAACGUUGCCAAUUGUUAAAAGAAAGAACACGCGAUUGGGAGAGUUUAAUUAGAUCUUCCAUGUUCAAGCAUUUAUAUGUAAACUCCUUAGGAGUUGGUCAACGUUGGAUAACACAGCAGGUUGCAUGUCAGAAUAGAAAGUAUAGCAGUGUACAGAGUAAUUUUCUAAACUCCUUCUGGGUGGUAGGUCGUCUAGAAACUAUAGAGUUCUUAAGCGAUGACGCAAUGUAUAUUUCUAUUUUUAGGUUUUUUUCUAUAAACCAAAUAAUCUGAAAACCAUCAAUAAACAUCUCCUACUGUGCAAAAUCAAUUCAUUGUAUCCCGAAUUGACUGAAAUAUGACCACAUGAGCACAGCUUCUUUCCCCAUCAAAUUUGGCCUUGCCAAAACAACAGUAAUCCUUUAGCAAUGUCCAGCUCUUUCAGUUGCUAUAUCUCAGUCAACAUCCAACAGAUUUGAUUUAUUUAUUUUGCACUCUAAGAAAAAUUCAAUGGUGUUCUUUCAGAUUAAUUGGUCAUUUUUUGACGUCAUUUUAAGAACUCUUUUCAGCUUUAGGGUGAAUUUUCGAACAUGCCUAUAUUUCGCUUUGCUGAAAUCAAUUUACUCAACCUUCGUUUAUUAUUAAAGAAUUUGCUUAGCAAAGCUCGGCAGUUAUUAUGCACAAACGUUCGAGAACCUACAGCAAAUUUUAGAGCGAGGUUCUAACAUUUUACAAAUGUUGUGCAAUAUUAAUAAGGGCUGCUGUUGAUUGCAGAAUAUAUUGUCUAAGAGACUUUAUUUCUUAAUUUCUUUCUUUCUUAUUUUAGAAUCUUUGAGUAUACUUUUAUGAAUGUUUUAGCGGCCAUAAAUUGCCACAUUGGAAUCUUACACACAUAUCUACAUUUAGGCCUUAAGAAUACUUUUCCAUUAAAGACGCAACUUUUUAUACCGUUUAUUCCAAUUCUGUUGUCCCAGCUCAUUAUCUUUUAUACAUAAACCUUCUCAAUUCACUGCAUAUUUCCAAGCAGCGAGCCACGCAGCAUAGAUACACUUCAAAGCCUCAUACCCAAGCUCCUAUUCAUUUAUUACAUCACAACACUCACAUUUCUGUAUUUCUAUAUUUGCAUACUUCCAUAAUAAGCUGUUUUUCAAUUAUGUUAUCAAUUUUGGAAUUUGAAUAGUUCAGUUGCAGACCGAUUAUUAAUCAGAGUAAUGUUAUCUUAAUUUCUGAAUACACUUGAUUUUCUAGAACUUUAGAAAGAAAAUAUUCCACAGCUUUAAAAUCGUAGACAGUUGAAGAGGAGAAAGGCAAAGAGGGAUUGAUUUCUAAAUAUCUUGAAAUAAGAAUUGGUGAGCACGUCCCACUACUCUAUUCAUACUUAAGUCUUUUUUGAGCAGCCCCAAUGAAGCCUUCUUCCUCUUCUGCCUUCCGACCUCAUUAUAAUACCGCAUUCAUAAACAUUUGCGUGAUAAUUGAAAUUGUGUUUUUGAUUGAUUGAAAUUUGGCAACCGGACCUCUCUAUAUGAUUUUCUAUUUUGCUCUUCGAAUAAAUUGACAAACAAUCGGUGUUUAUCCCCCUCUGCUUGAUAAACCACAUCAGGGACACGACUGACGUCAUCAAAAUCACGCAUCCAUCUUUCACAGGUGGCAAAAGUUUUCAACUGAAUGACUAAAAACAAAGGAGCCAAAUUGGAUGCUUGUGGGCCGGUGCUGAGUAUAUCACACCUGCAUUUCAACGCAUAUUGCUGACAAGUUCUUCUGCAAGUGUGUGUUCAGAAGCGAGACUAAUCAAAACUGUUUGAUGUGCUUGUUUAAGAGCGUGAGGGAUCUAGAGACUUCAUUCGUGAGGGAUCUAGAGACAGCGAAAUGUGUUGUCUAGCUGUUAACAACUGAGGAGAGGAAUGAAAGUUACCGAUAUUGUAGAAGAAUUCAAGACCUUACCAGCUUUUUAAUAAAGAAGAAUCAUUUUUUUCUUAUGAUAAGAUGUGAAUGAAUAUUUUUAUACACGAGAAUGAAACACUAUAAUUGCAUUACAUUUGAUGUAAAAA
Rhopilema esculentum is the source of this 7060-nucleotide messenger RNA. RefSeq lists its product as uncharacterized. Lineage: Eukaryota; Metazoa; Cnidaria; Scyphozoa; Rhizostomeae; Rhizostomatidae. Gene Ontology annotation, molecular function: phosphatidylinositol binding; protein binding. Gene Ontology annotation, cellular component: cytoplasm. The record is from RefSeq and is a predicted model, not a curated record.